Sorex fumeus (smoky shrew) is the source of this 1369-nucleotide messenger RNA. RefSeq names its product UBA domain containing 1 (gene UBAC1). The coding region runs from base 121 to 1341 and encodes 406 amino acids. Gene Ontology annotation, molecular function: protein binding. NCBI's taxonomy places the organism in Eukaryota, Metazoa, Chordata, Mammalia, Eulipotyphla, Soricidae. The record is from RefSeq and is a predicted model, not a curated record. The transcript has 10 exons.
GCCGGCAGGGCCGGGGCGGGGCGGCGGCCAGCGAGGCGGUGCGCGAGGUCCGGCCCCGCCCCCGCCCCGCCCCGGUGACCUUCAGAGCCGGCGGCGGGCGCGGCGGGCGGCUGCGGCGCGAUGUUUGUGCAGGAGGAGAAGAUCUUCGCGGGCCCCGCGCUGCGGCUGCUCAUCUGCGCCGCCGACGGCGCCGAGUGGCGGGAGGAGGCGGCCGAGGACACGUUGGUGGAGCAGCUCAAGGAGCGCUGCCUGCAGCACUGUGCACCUGGGUGCUUAGAAGACCCCAAAAGUGUGGCCCAUCACAAACUAAUCCACGCUGCUUCCGAGAGGGUGCUGAGUGACCCCAAGACACUCCUGGAGGAGAACAUCCAAGACAAUGAUGUCCUGCUGCUCAUCAGGAAGCGCUCUCCUGCCCCGCUCCCGAAGAUGGCUGAUGUGUCCGCAGAGGAGAAGAGAAAGCAAGAGCAGAAAGCCCCCGACCGAGACGCAGUGAUGCGUGCCACCGCCAACCUGCCCUCGCACAACCUGGAGCGGGCGGCCGCCCAGACCGGCAUGAGGGACUUCCAGACCGAGCUCCGCAAGAUCCUGGUGUCGCUCAUCGAAGUGGCGCAGCGGCUGCUGGCGCUGAACCCAGACGCAGUGGAGUUGUUCCGGAAGGCGAAUGCAAUGCUGGACGAGGAUGAGGACGAGCGGGUGGACGAGGCGGCCCUGCGGCAGCUGACCGAAAUGGGCUUUCCAGAGAGCAGGGCGGCGAAGGCCCUGCGGCUGAACCACAUGUCGGUGCCACAGGCCAUGGAGUGGCUCAUCGAGCAUGCAGAGGACCCCAGCAUUGAUGCCCCCCUCCCGGGGCACACUGCGCCAGCCACGGCCGAGGCCGAGGGCCCCUCCACGUCCCAGGCAGCCGCCGGGACCGGUGAGAGUAACGAGGAGGCCAGAGACGAGCUGACGGAAGUCUUCAAGAAGAUCCGGAGGAAAAGGGAGUUCCGGGCCGACGGCCGGGCUGUCAUCUCCCUCAUGGAGAUGGGAUUCGACGAGAAGGAGGUGAUAGACGCCCUGCGUGUGAACAACAACCAGCAGAGCGCUGCCUGCGAGUGGCUGCUGGGCGACCGGAAGCCGUCCCCUGAGGAGCUGGACAAGGGCAUUGACCCCGACAGCCCCCUCUUCCAGGCCAUCCUGGACAACCCCGUGGUACAGCUGGGUCUGACCAACCCCAAAACGCUCCUAGCAUUCGAGGACAUGCUGGAGAACCCGCUGAGCAGCACCCAGUGGAUGAACGACCCAGAGACGGGCCCUGUCAUGCUGCAGAUCUCCCGCAUCUUCCAGACUCUCAACCGCACCUAGGAGGGGGGAGCUGCUGGGCCGCACCUGC